Molecule: messenger RNA, 1305 nt
Organism: Acanthoscelides obtectus
Lineage: Eukaryota; Metazoa; Arthropoda; Insecta; Coleoptera; Chrysomelidae
Source: the annotation of a GenBank genome assembly
AUGUGUAAACGCAUGUUCACCCGUCAUCAUUACUUUGCAUAAGUUUACUUAACCUUAAAUAACACCAAUAACACUGAAAUGUCAAGCGUAGGAUUUUUCAUUUAUUAAAAUUUUAAUUAAAAUUGUUUUGUUUUGUUUGUUAAAUUUUCAUUUAUAGACUUUAGCUAUGUAUUCUUUGAAACAGGUAUUAUUUGCAUCAAAAUCUUCAAUAAAACUAUGUAAACUGUUACAAAAUGCAGAAAAGAUCUCCACUUCAGCAGCAUUUGCUAAUACUGUAAAAAUAUUCGACCGCAACACAAAAAGUCUUCAAAGAGAAAGAGCUGCCCAUGCAGAAGAUGUAGAUUUGUAUGGUUAUUUGAAAGACGAGAUUGGGUUUCGACUGGCCGAUCGUGUAUUUGAUAUCAAGAGAAAAUUCAAAGUAGCAGCUGAUAUAGGUUGUAAUCGAGGACAUGUUGCUAAACAUAUUUCUCCUGAUUCUGUUGAAGAGUUAAUCCUCUGUGAUGUCAGUCAGAGGAAUCUAGAUUCGGCUCCAGUAGCUGACGGGAUCAAAGUUAAAAAGCAGAUUCUGGAUGAGGAACACAUAGAAUUUGAUGAGAACUCCUUGGAUUUGGUCAUAUCAUGUUUGAGUCUUCAUUGGGUAAAUGAUUUACCAAGGGCGUUCAAAAGGAUACUCAAUUGCCUAAAGCAAGAUGGAGUCCUACUUGCUGCUGUGUUUGGCGGUGACACACUCUACGAACUACGUUCCUCAUUGCAACUGGCAGAGCUGGAGAGAAGAGGAGGACUGUCACCACACAUAUCACCGUUCACGGAAGUCAGGGAUAUCGGCAGUUUGCUCACUAGGGCGGGAUUUAGUAUGCUCACUAUAGACACAGAUGAGAUCGUCGUCAAGUAUCCCACGAUUUUCGAAUUGAUGUGGGAUUUGAAAGGGAUGGCCGAAAGUAAUGCUGCUCUGAAUAGAUCACUGCAUCUACAUCGUGACACCCAGUUUGCUGCCGGCGCCAUAUACCAGCAGAUGUACGGCUCCACGGAUCCAGAAACAGGACAGGUUUCAAUACCAGCAACAUUUCAGAUUAUAAAUAUGCUUGGUUGGAAGCCUCAUCCCAAACAACCAAAGCCUAUAGAAAGAGGCACAGGAGAAGUUUCUUUGAAGGAUUUGUAUAAGAUAGAUGAGAUAAUAAAAGAAGUGAAAAAGAUCAAGACUGAUGAUGAAAAAAAAUGAUUAUAAUUUUGUUGUAUUACAAAAAGAUAAUAUAUAUGUUACAUAUUUGUUAGUUACCCUUAUAAAUAAAUAUUGAGUUAUUUGAU